UAAGAAGUAUAGGAGGUAGAUAACUAGUUGGUGUGGCGAAACCGCGUCGUUGCGAAUUGCCGUUCUGAAAGCCCCUAUCUUGUUCAUGCCUAUCAUAUUAGGCUACUCGAUAUUGGAUUAUAAUUCAAUAUCCCUUAGGUAUAUCAAAAAGCUAGCCGAUUGUCAUUGCCUCAUAUCUUAGCUUUCUUUAUUUCGAACAACCUUAAACACACGCCCACCUGAUGUCCAUUGCCGCUGGGUAUGCUUUGAAGAUACAUAAAGCCACCAACUCGUAUAACUGAGUCACCGAUGAAUGACAUGCUGCCUACCUAACCUAUUAACGGCCUGAUCAAGAUCAAAUUCUGCACUCCUAUCCUUCUGUCCGGGCCUGGAACGUGUACCGAAGCCGCGACGACACACCAUCGUAUCUUAAAUUGAGUCACGAUACGCCGUUUCAUCCCUCGGGCUGGAAAGAUAUUCCCUCGAAACUACACCGAGCAUCGCGGGAACGAAUAACAGUAGCCUAAGUAAGGCAACUAACUUCAUCAAAUGAUCGAAACCCGCUUGACCCCCAGAGUAGGUAGAAACAAGAGACGGCAGGGAUACGGGAUCGAGAACCGGCUUGCUCCGCGACGGAACAUAGCGAUCGUGGUGACUCGUAGCUCAUGCGCUACCUAGGUAUCUCAGCCGUAUGACGGCAUGGUGUUCGCCGGACGCCUCCUUGUGUUACCCCUUUCACCACGUUUCCAUACCCAAUCAAGCCGCACUCGACGCUCGGUGCAAGUCUGCCUCGCCAGGCACCUGCCUAGGUACCUAUUAUCUCCUCCUGUGCGAGGGUGCCUCACGAGUCGUGCCGUACCUCUUCUUUACUUACUUACUUACUUACUUACUUACCGAACACAGGCAGCAACAGAAAUAUACACAAGAAGUCGUACAAUCCAGCCCCCAGAUCAAAACUCGGAAACCCACGUGCGGGCGAAGCUGUCACUGGUUCAUUACUCAACGAUGACAGAUCAGAGGGAAACAAAAGGAUCUCAACCGCGUGGCUGUGGCCAGCGGCAUGGCGUCCGACGGGCCGAUAGUUGGGUGGGAAUGUGGUACGUAGUCCCUAAGCGGCCAAUGGAAAACCGGGAUCGAGUCGCUAUGUCUGUGUCUGUUUUAAAAUGGUCCAUGUCGUUACUGUAUCACAUGACCAUCUUGUACUUCCUCAUCGUCUUCUUCUCCUCGUAUAAUACCUAUGUAUACCCAGCUCCCGAGUUGCGUAUUUGCAUCCGUUGUGGCUUGAAGCUAUACGACGUAUCGUGAAUCUUGGACCGGGCUGGUUGAUCAGCAUCGGAAUCUCCCGAGUUGUCCUCGUGGAGGCCAUUUUUUGCAUAGGUGACUGUCGGGUUCGGACCUAAGAUAAAUUACUAGCUGAAAUACUACAUAUACAGCUGCUAAAGACCCUUCUUAAAAGCCUUGGUAUAUCCCGACUUUUGUCAAUUUUAAUAUAUGGUAGGCAAGUAACGUGGUAAUUAACUCACGAGGCAAACGGUCUUUAAAGGUCCAGCCAGGCGCUUGGACCCUGUGGUAGGAAUUGACAUGUCGCUUUUUACAACGCCGUUUCGAGUCACUUAGGUAUUUCCAGACGAGAGGUAGCUUUUGUUUCCAAGGAAGCGGGC
This is a messenger RNA of Daldinia vernicosa, 1640 nucleotides long. RefSeq lists its product as uncharacterized. The transcript is spliced from 4 exons. Bases 679 to 1284 code for a protein of 201 amino acids. Lineage: Eukaryota; Fungi; Ascomycota; Sordariomycetes; Xylariales; Hypoxylaceae. The record is from RefSeq and is a predicted model, not a curated record.